GGGCGCUUGCACGAGGCCCCCUCCCCGCACCACAGCCCCAGUGCUACUCCGUCACCGUCAGCCCGACGCCCCGCCAGACCACCCUCUUCUGCCUCUCCAUAAUAAAAUCUCCCUCCCUCCUCUCUUCUCUCUCUCUCCUUCUCUGCGCUCGUGUAAUUCUCUUCAGCUGGGAUGCAAGACCAGGUUUUGGCCACUGGAAUCUCUCUCUGCGUCUCCGACGAAGCAUAUUUUUUUGCAUGAUCUGUACAAGCAUCCCCAUGUAAGACGAUUUCAUAGUUUUCGGGGAUGCCAACAAGUUUUGGCUCAAGUGAACCGAUUCUCAUGGCCCUGGUGUUAUUUUGCGCGGCUAUUGGAGUCAGCUGUAUCGUCGAGUCAACUGAAUCGCUCUUCCUAUUGUCUUAGAAAAUUUGCUCAAAGUACUGCAGUCUGAAGAAUUCAGUGGCACCACCUCUGCUUCUUAUUGAUGAUAAACUGUCAGUGAACAUAAGUCACCAUCUCCUGGAUCACAGUUUUUGUACUGGAGCAAGACAGUAAUGGACCGGGCAGACACAUCUGGCUUUGUUAGCGGUGGAUCAGAUGGUACUUCACUGCUGCUGAUAUUCUUUCACUUCGUCUACUCGACUCUGCACGUAUAAGAGAUCAGUAAACCACCUUCACUGUAUUUUUCAAGUACGUAGCCUAGAUGAAUACCAUGGAUGAUUCUGCAGUGUCAAUUGGUUUCUCGGUGACGAACUACACAACAGGUAGCCAUGGUCAGAGUCAGGUAACAUUAGGCAUAGACCAGCUGGGUUCAGCAGUGAACAAUAGCAGCGGCCAUGGCCGCAGAGGUUUUCAGAGGUCGAUUCAUGCGCCUGCUCAAGAUGAUGGAUGCAGGCUAGUCCUCGGACUGGGUCCGACGCCCGCCCCAGACGUUAACUCUUGUGAUUGUGAUCAGCAGCCUGCCGGAGCAGACAAGUCGAGACCACCUGUAACUUUGUUUGGCCAGAGCUUCUCCUUCGCUGAUCCAGGGGCGCUCAGCCUUGGAAUUCAUCGGGGGCGUGAUAAUGCUGGAGCAACUAAACACUUGGGCGUGCCCGUGCCUGCCGGAACCGUCAUCUCCUUUUCCACUGUUGACGAGGGCUCCACGUCUGCCAGGAGAAGCUCCGGCGGCUACAUGCCAUUGCUGCUCUUGGCGCCUCUGCCAAACUAUUCGACAGCUGAAGAGGAGCAGGGUUUGCUAGAUGACACGGACAACAGUAAUAAUGGUGGCACUGAUCCCCGCGGUUUUCGGUUCAGCCCUGAACCUUCGGCAUCCAUGACGGAAGCUUCCUUUGGUGGCGCGAGCUCUGAUGUUGUGACGGUGGCAAGCAAUCCUGGACAGCAGACUCAACGCCGGCAUCCCAAGAAGUGCAGGUUCAAAGGGUGCUCCAAGGGCGCGCGAGGCGCGUCGGGCCUGUGCAUCGCUCACGGUGGCGGGCAGAGGUGCCAGAAGCCCGGGUGCUACAAGGGCGCCGAGAGCCGCACGGCCUACUGCAAGGCCCACGGCGGGGGACGCCGGUGCCUGCAGCUCGGCUGCACCAAGAGCGCCGAAGGGAAGACGGAUCACUGCAUCGCCCAUGGCGGCGGCCGACGGUGCGGCUACCUUGACUGCCCUAAAGCCGCGCGGGGCAAGUCCGGGCGGUGCAUCAAGCACGGCGGCGGGAAGAGGUGCUCGGUCGAGGGUUGCAUCAGGAGCGCCGAGGGGAGGGUGGGGCUGUGCAUCUCCCACGGCGGCGGGCGGCGGUGCCAGUUCCCGGACUGCCGCAAAGGAGCCCAGGGCAGCACCCUGUACUGCAAGUCGCACGGCGGCGGGAAGCGGUGCGUCUUCGAGGGGUGCGGCAAGGGGGCCGAAGGCAGCACGCCGCUGUGCAAGGCGCACGGCGGCGGGAAGCGGUGCAUGUACGAGGGCGGCGGCGUGUGCCCCAAGAGCGUCCACGGCGGCACGGACUUCUGCGUGGCGCACGGCGGCGGGAAGCGGUGCGCGGUGCCUGAGUGCAGCAAGAGCGCGCGCGGGCGCACGGACUGUUGCGUGAAGCACGGCGGUGGCAAGCGGUGCAGGGUGGAUGGGUGCGGCAAGAGCGCACAGGGGAGCACCGAGUACUGCAAGGCCCACGGCGGCGGGAAGCGCUGCAACUUCGGAGGCGUCUGCGAGAAGUUCGCGCGCGGCCGGAGCGGGCUCUGCGCGGCGCACGGCACGCUGGUGGCCUCGCGGCAGCGCCGCAGCGGCGGCGGUGGCAUGAUUGGGCCAGGCCUCUUCCGCGGCAUCGUUCGGUCCGCCAGCGCGGCGAACAUGUAUAGCGAGUACUCGUCGUCGGGCGUGAGCACGGUGUCGGACUGCGACGGCUCGCCUGAGGCGGCGACAGGGAGGCAUGAGUUGAUCCCUCCCCAGGUGCUGGUCCCCCACUCUAUGAAAUCUUUGACAGCGGCAGCCGUGCAGCCACCGGCGAGGAGCAGAGAGGGAGGGGUGGUCGCUGUCCCCGAGGGGAGGGUGCACGGCGGUGGUCUGCUGUCGUUGCUUGGCGGGAGCUUCAGGAACGUCGACGUCGACAAGCUCUGAAAAUCUGAAGCAGGCUGCAGCAGGCAGCGCUUGAGGCUCGAAUUCUACUUCUACGCCUACGCCUCUUUUUCUUAAAAAAGGACGGAAGAUCUUCCUUUUUUCCAGUCAUAGCUGUCAGAUUAUUGUCUGUGUAUAAAAAUGUUUCUUGUCUGCAGAUCGAUCUUAUAUGGUAAAAUUUAGAUUAAUUUCGUUUCCCUUGUGUCAACAUAAUAAGGGUGAAGACAUGAAUUUGUCGGGGCUUGUAUAUGGUUGAAUUAUUCGUAGCAGAUCCGAAAAGCUUCCCACGGCAUCCUGUACUUGUCGUGAAUAAGAUCAAUGUGUAACAAUCGAACUUAUUGCUAAACUGUGGUAUCAGAUGAUCAUUCUGAGUAACACGUGUUGCUGUA
Messenger RNA from Zea mays, 2961 nucleotides. RefSeq lists its product as uncharacterized. Bases 683 to 2575 code for a protein of 630 amino acids. NCBI's taxonomy places the organism in Eukaryota, Viridiplantae, Streptophyta, Magnoliopsida, Poales, Poaceae. The transcript has 4 exons. The record is from RefSeq and is a predicted model, not a curated record.